AUGGAAUGCACAACAAAAUUCACAUUUUCUGUGCGGUUUUUGCCUCUAUGGAUUUUAUUGCCCAUAGCAUUUCCUGACCCUGCAGUCCACUCACAACGUACGAAUGAAACAGUGGACCUGGAUGUGGGUUCUAUCCGCCGCAAGCAAUCAUCUGGAACUCGACCUUACAGUCUUUCUUUAUCUCCUCUGGAUUACCACUACUCUCCAAAACCAAAGCACCUUCGAAUACCUCGUCUUCUCCGUCUUCUUGGACCCUCUUUCGAUCCAUUCUGGAUGUCUAUUGAAAAGCCUGCAGUUAAUGGUACCCCCAGCCAGCUGUCAACACUCAGCCAAGAUCUUUAUGAUGGUUCCAGCCGUUACCGCAAAAAGCUCUCCCAGGAGGCUGAGUCUUUGGACUUUGGAUCGCUGAAGAUGCCAAAAGAACUUUCUGCAAAUACUAGUCAAGCCUUGGAGAAUGAGCUACGGAAGUGGCUGGUGCAGAAGGCCAUCUGUCACCUAACAUCAAAAUGGGUGGACUUAGGCCCUAUUUUUUGGCCACGUUGGGUACGACACACAGACUGUGAUGUGGGUAAACAUGCCUGCUCAUGGCCACCUGGCAUGGCCUGCCGCCAAGCACAGCUUACACAGAUUAAAAUACUAGCUUGGCACUGCUGGACCUCGGACCCUGGCGUGGGCUGGCCAUCUCAGCAAUGCAUAUGGAGGCAGGUGCCCUAUCCUGUAGUGGCGGCUUGUAAGUGUACCUGCAGGUAA
Molecule: messenger RNA, 750 nt
Organism: Pelobates fuscus (common spadefoot toad)
Lineage: Eukaryota; Metazoa; Chordata; Amphibia; Anura; Pelobatidae
Product: noggin-like
Exons: 1
Coding region: 1-750 (249 amino acids)
Biological process (GO): negative regulation of BMP signaling pathway; dorsal/ventral pattern formation; osteoblast differentiation
Source: RefSeq, a predicted model, not a curated record